Messenger RNA from Pollicipes pollicipes, 1008 nucleotides. RefSeq names its product arginase-2, mitochondrial-like. The transcript is spliced from 7 exons. The record is from RefSeq and is a predicted model, not a curated record. Gene Ontology annotation, cellular component: nucleus; cytosol; cytoplasm. Bases 1 to 1008 code for a protein of 335 amino acids. Lineage: Eukaryota; Metazoa; Arthropoda; Thecostraca; Pollicipedomorpha; Pollicipedidae. Gene Ontology annotation, molecular function: arginase activity; manganese ion binding.
AUGAUACGCUGCAGUGGUCUCCUGGGCGUGUGUUUGAGGCGGUCCCAGCCGCCUCCCGCCGCCCGCUCCGUCUCUAUCGGUGUCAUCGGAGCCGCCUUCGACAAGGGUCAGACCCGCUGCGGCGCCUCGCUGGGCCCGGCAGCCAUUCGAGACACGGGGGUGCUGGACGAGAUCCGCGCCCUCGGCCACAGCGUGCGUGACCUGGGCGACCUGUCUCUGCCCGGCGUGGACUCGGAGUACACCGCCGCCGACGACCGGGCCAAGAUGAGGAACGUCACCAGCGUGGGACGCUUCAACCAGCAGCUGUCGGAUCGCGUGUCGUCCGCGCUGGCGAAGCAUGACGUGGUGGUGACCUUGGGUGGAGACCACAGCAUCGCCAUGGGCACCGUGCACGGCCACGGCCGAACCGUGCGCCACGACAAGCUGGCUGUCCUCUGGGUGGACGCGCACGCGGACAUCAACACACCGCUGACGUCCGGUUCUGGCAACUUCCACGGCAAACCGGUGUCAUUUCUGCUGCGCGGAAUGGAGGCGUUUCACCUAGACCUGCCCGACCUGCGCUGGUGUCGGCCCGUCCUGCUGCCCAGCAAGCUGGUCUACAUCGGCCUGCGCGACGUUGACCCUAUGGAGCGGGUGGCCAUCCAGGAGCUGGGAGUGCGUGCCUAUGCUAUGCGCGAACUGGACCGGCUCGGAGUCGAUAAGGUGGUGGAGAUGGCCCUGGAUCAGCUUGGCGUAGGCGUGGGGGCAGACUCUUCGCUCCACGUCAGCUUCGAUAUCGACGCGCUGGAUCCGUCGGAAGCACCAUCCACGGGCACACCAGUGCGCGGCGGCCUCAGCCUUCGUGAGGGCCAGAUGGUGAUGGAGGAAGUGUGCAAGUGGGGCACACUACGCUCUAUGGACCUGGUGGAGGUGAACCCGCAACUGGGCAGCAGCCAGCAGGCUCUGUACACGGCCGACGCCGCCCGUCACUUGCUACUCUCCACCUUCGGACGCUACCCGCGGCGCUAA